UUGCACAACAAGCUCUCAAGAUGAAGUUUUCUGUGUGCCUUGUGAUUCUGAUCUCAAAUGCUGCAGCAAUUCAAGAUCUUUCGGGUAAAAUGUUUACGUUUCCUCAACAAACUAACUCUGCUCAUGUGAGGCUGAGUACAUCCAAAAACAGCUUCAGUGCUCUGACCGUCUGCCACAGAUCAUUCACGGACCUUAAACGGGACCAUGGCCUCUUCUCGUUGGCUCUGCCCUCUAGUACCAAUGAAUUCAUGUUAAUAUUCAAAUAUGACACGCAAGAAAUGGAGCCCCAUGUGAAGACUGAUAAAGUUGGGUACAGAGUCCUAGACUACAAACCCAACCAGUGGCACUCCAUCUGCACCACCUGGGAGUCCAGCACUGGUCUGGUGCAGCUCUGGUUCAACGGACAGCCCCUCAGCCGCAAAUAUGUCUCUGGAGGACAAGCUGCUAUGUCUGGAUCCCCAAUCAUCACUUUAGGACAGGAGCAGGAUGCCUAUGGAGGAGGCUUUGACAUAACCCAGAGUUUCAUAGGAAUGAUGACUGAUGUGCACAUGUGGGACUAUGUGCUCUCGUCCUGUGAGAUCCAGAAGUAUAUGUCCGAGCUCAGCUUCACUCCAGGGAACGUUCUCAACUGGGCAGCUCUGGACUUCCAGAUCAACGGCCGAAUCCUGAUCGAGAACAAACAAAUGCACUGUCAGUAAACUUUACACAGGCCUGAGAUGUGUCGAGGUAUGAGUACAUGUGUGUUAUUUUUGGGCCUUUUUUUCUUUUACAUUUUGCAUUAUUUAGGCUUUUGACUGCCAUAGUGUUGAGUAGUCUAUCUAUUGUAAUGGUGUGUUGUUUUUUUUGUUUUUCUGUAUUUUGUACUAUAUCAAAUACAACUGAAUCGUGUGAAUUUUUAGUCAUGUUAUAAUGCUGUUACCUCAUCAAAAAUGUACCUGAAGUUGUGCUUUAUUUCAUUCAUACAUGUUUAGUCCUGCAUUAUUGGACUGUCUACAUUUUCCAAGUUCAAAAUGCUGUGUUCCACCUCGUGAUGUCAUUAAGUGGGAGUUUUAAAGUUAAUAGCUUCAACUGAACUUCUGUCAUUGCCUUAAAACAAACAAACAAAAAAAUGUUUUGUUCAGUUGAGAUUUCCACAGAAAGUCUAAAACAUUUAGCUGUGGGUUCAAAGUUUGGCGACUCCUGGGCCUGUUUAAAACAAAAUG
Molecule: messenger RNA, 1202 nt
Organism: Periophthalmus magnuspinnatus
Lineage: Eukaryota; Metazoa; Chordata; Actinopteri; Gobiiformes; Gobiidae
Product: serum amyloid P-component-like
Exons: 5
Coding region: 21-698 (225 amino acids)
Source: RefSeq, a predicted model, not a curated record